GUAGUCGAAUAUAAUUCGCUUCAUAAUGAAACUUCUGAUUGCAUUGAGCGUGCUUGUAGCUGCUGUGUCGGCUGGCACUCAACCACUGGUUGAGGUUAUGCCUUACCAGGACUUGGAAGGACGUAUUACAAAUGGUGACGUUGCUUCUGAUGCACAAUUUCCUUAUCAAGCUGCCUUAAGGUUAGGUAUGGAAGGUGGUUAUGCUUUUUGCGGCGGCAGCAUCCUCUCAGAUGAAUGGAUUUUAACCGCUGCUCACUGCACUGAUGUAGCACAUAAUGUUACCGUUACUGUUGGUGUCACAAAACUCAGUGGAGAAAAUGAAAAGUUUGAGCAAAAAAUAUUUGUUACUAGUAAAAAUAUCAUCGUUCACGAAGGCUGGAAUCCAUCUACUUUAACAAAUGAUAUUGCCCUCAUAAGAUUAUCUGCAAAGAUACAGUUCAAUGAACAUACUGAGCCUGCUGUUUUACCAAAGAACAAUGAUGGUGAUUAUGUUGGUGAUUUGGUUUGGGCUAGUGGUUGGGGCAAGGAUAGUGACUCUGCAACUGCUGUUUCUCCAGUUCUUCGAUACAUUGAAGUUCCAGUUUUGAAGCCCCAGACUUGUAGUACCUACUAUCUCGGUGUGAUCACUGAGAAAAUGAUUUGUAUUAGUACCAAAGGUCAUAAAUCUACCUGCAAUGGCGACUCUGGUGGUCCAUUGGUACUUAAACAAGAUGACCAAAACAUUUUAAUAGGCGCAACAUCGUUCGGUAUUGCAUUGGGUUGUGAAAAGGGUUGGCCAGGUGUAUUUACUCGUGUUCCUGCUUAUUUGGAUUGGAUUCAUGCUAAAACUGGUUUUUCAUUUAACUUUUUGAGUAAGUGCAGAGCUAUGAAGCCCUUGGUAUUUUUAAUUUUGGCGUUAGCUGCAGUCAAUGCCUUUGAAUUUCGAACCUUGCAAACACGCAAUGUUGAAAUGCCCGUCUUAGAUGAACCAACAGGGCGCAUUACAAAUGGUGAAAAAGCCAGAGCAGGACAAUUUCCGUAUCAAGUUGGUCUUUCACUUAAACUGAAUCUUUACUCUUCUUCGUGGUGUGGUGGUUCACUAAUUGGCAACAGUUGGGUACUGACAGCUGCUCACUGUACUGAUGGCGUACAAUCUGUUACCGUCUAUUUGGGUGCCACGGAGCGAACCUCUGCUGAAGCCACUUAUACAGUGUCAAGCAAUAACAUUAUCAUUCAUGAAAAUUGGGAUCCAACUAUAUUGCAAAAUGAUAUUUCUUUAAUUCGAAUUCCAUCAGUUGCCUAUUCCAAUAGAAUUCAAGCUGUCAAAUUGCCUAAUAUCGCCGACUCUUACGACUUAUACACUGGCGACGUUGUUGUUGCUUCCGGUUGGGGACGUAUAAGUGAUAGCAUUAAUAGUGUUACCGAAGAUUUACAAUGGGCUGUUCUUGAGGUUAUCAGUAAUACCAAAUGUGCUAUGACUUACGGUAGCAAAGUCAUUCUGCCUACUAACAUAUGCGUUGAUACAUCUGAUGGAGUGUCUACUUGCCAGGGCGAUUCCGGUGGCCCACUAGUGUUGGUUUCUAGCGGAGUACAAGUUGGUUUAACAUCAUUUGGUGCCGCAGAUGGUUGUGAGAAGGGCUAUCCAGUAGCAUUUACUCGUCUCACCAGUUACUUAGACUGGAUUAAAUCACAUACUGGAGUUGUGUACUAUUAAAUAUUAUAAAAUGUUUACAUCUUUUAAAAAUUAAAUUAAAAUCAUUAAUUCA
Messenger RNA from Teleopsis dalmanni, 1745 nucleotides. Its product is annotated as transmembrane protease serine 9-like. Bases 26 to 1693 code for a protein of 555 amino acids. Gene Ontology annotation, biological process: proteolysis. The record is from RefSeq and is a predicted model, not a curated record. Gene Ontology annotation, molecular function: serine-type endopeptidase activity. The transcript is spliced from 4 exons. Lineage: Eukaryota; Metazoa; Arthropoda; Insecta; Diptera; Diopsidae.